Gongylonema pulchrum is the source of this 273-nucleotide messenger RNA. The record is from the annotation of a GenBank genome assembly. NCBI's taxonomy places the organism in Eukaryota, Metazoa, Nematoda, Chromadorea, Rhabditida, Gongylonematidae.
GAACUCACUCAUCGCCAGAUCAUCACGCCGAUGUCCGACCAACAGCAGCAGCAGCAGCCACUGUCGCUGAAACGUGGCCUGGUGAAGCAGGUGCUGUGCGGCGAUGCCAUCGUCCUACAGGGGCCGCCGAUGAAUGGGCCACCGAAGGAGGUGACUGUGUAUUUGAGUAAUGUGACUGCACCGCGGCUGGGAAAAAGGCCAACCGAUACGGAACCGGGCAAGGACGAUGAGGUGUUUUUUUAUGACAAAUUCUGGCAGAAAACGAGUAAAUAG